CAUUUUUGAACAAAGCCAGGUUGGAUGUGCUAGGAGCGAGCUGAGACCGGGUAGUAGUCCGCUUUGCGCUAUUCGCGCCACAGUCGUCAGUUCACGACGCUCUCCACUCCUGACUGGUUGGUCUCUGUCUCACCUUCCCUUCCCCUCUUUCUUUCCCUCUGCCCCUUGGGUUUUCGCCUGACGACGCUGCUCUCUCGGGCAUUUCGCCGGAAACUGACGCCGCGCGAGGGCACGAAGUAUCGUUACGUGUACACAUUGCUCUACCUUUUUCAUCGUUUAUAAGCAGACACGCAGGCAUCUUGUCCAUCAUACAUAUCCAUCAUGAGUAGCAAAGAAAACAACGAGGUCGCUGUGGAGAAGGUGACUGAGAACGACAAAGCUUCCGGAGACGCGAAAUGUGAGAUCAAAGGAAUGAAAAGGCCAGCCGAGGAAAAAAAUGAUGAAACAAAAAAACAGAAGAAAGAAGAAAAUGGCGACGGAGAAGUAGAAGAAGAAGAAAUAGAAGAGGAAGUUGAAGAGGAGGAAGAAGUUGAUGGCGAUGGUGAAGAAGAUGACGAAGAUGAUGAUAUACCGGAAGGUGAAGAAGAUUUAGAAGAAGGAGAGGAUGAAGAAGAAGAUGAUGCAGAAGGUGAAGUAGAAGGAGAAGUAGAAGAUGAAGAAGAAGACGCAUAAUGAAAACAGGGAAAAGAAUAUGUAAGUAAGAAAGGAGGUAGGCACACGGUACCAUCGUCGAUCUUCGGCAGUUUUCUCAGCAAACACUUACUCUCAUAUUGAGUGGUUGGUAGCAAUGUUGAUUACCUCGUGCCCAGACCCUAUUGCCUCCCGACCUACGAAUAAAAAUUACCACCUUACCGGAGUUGUGGUGGGCUGACACAAAUUAGAGGCAGCCGCAAUUCUACUGUCUUGGCUCUUCGCAAUUCUGGUCAUCUAGCCAUCACCAAAUGCUAUUAGAUAGUUUGAAUGAAAACUAUAUAUUCGUCGUGUGGGAUUUGAAUAUGUCGAUUUAAUAUCUAAGUCCUUCGUGCAUACUUGUACGUUUGGUAUAUUAAAUAUACUCUCAAGACGAAUUUAUUGUUUUAUCCAAACCAUCUAUUAACUGGUAUUUGCUGUCAUUUGGCUUUCUUCGCGGGACAGUUUUAUAACGAAAACUUAUUUAAGAUAAAAAGCUCUAUUGUAUUUAAAUAAUGUAAAAUGAACAUUUGUGGGUGAUGAUUUUUUUACAUUUGAAAUCAAAUUUACGUUUGUAGUUCAACGAAUGUCUCUCACCUUGUGCGCGUGAUUGAUUUCUUUUUCGACCUAUAUGUGUAUUUGCAACGAUUUUGUAGGAGCGCGAGCUGUUAAAAAAAAAUAAAUAAAAUGGAUCAAGUGGUGCGUAAAGAAAUAAAAAUAAUAAAUAAAUACUAUAAUAAAUAAAUACUGGACAUCUCUCGACAUUCUUUGUAUAUUAAAAAAAAAAAAUGAAAAAAAAAGAAAAGAUUUUAAUCUUUAAAAUCUCUGCUUCGUGCUCCUGUUUGAUCCGAGAACAAAAAUUAAGAUUAAUAUAACGCUCGCGCUAAGUAGUGUGGAUGAGUCAUGUGUGUUCUUAACAUUGCAUAAUAAUUAUACAUAGUAUGUAUAAAGUUAUGGAAUAAGAAACAUUUUAUUAUUAAUGAUAAUAUUAUGUAACGUAAUGUAUUGUGGAGAGGUUGUUACAAUUUAGGCUUCGAGUAUAUAGAGUAGGGAGAGAAUUUUUAUUUUAUAAAACAUAAAUGAUACAAAUAAUUUGUUUAUUUCUCCAAAAUGAAUAUUCCAUUCAUAUCCUUUUAUUAUAUAUCCUUUUUUGUAUUUACGUAAGAUUUCAAAACGAAAUUACGUAGUCGUUAAAGAUAUAAUGCAACAAUUAUCGACGAUUGAAAAAAUUAAUGAGAAAACUCUCCCUAUUCAAUUGCACUCAUUUGAACGUAAUUCAUUUGUAUUUUAUGUACUGUGGUUUUAUUUUGACUUUAUUGACAUGGACUACUCAAGCAAUGAUUCGUUGACUGUCGUAGAACGGGUAACAGUAAUCUUAUAUGACAGUAUCUUGCAUACAAUGAUCAGUGUCUUAUUAAAGACAUAUAUUCGAGUUUAUUAAUGGUAUCAUAUGUAAUUUUUGAUGAAUUACACAUUUCACUGAUUAUCAACAAUUGAAAUAUAUAUGCUCUUUAUGUUAGUGUCAGUGGAUCUUUGCAAAUGGAAUGGUCCAUGCCAUCACUUAUUUCGGGAGACUGGUAGACAAGAAACGGGUGAAGAGACAUUGCGGUUACGAUACCAUUGUACCAUAGCUGCAUAAUAAAUAAAGGUAACGAUAAUUUGAAUGCGAGACGAUGUCCCACGUUUUAAUGUACAAAUAUUUUCGAAUGAGAUAGUUAAAUAAAACGCAGUUAGAUCAGAGAAAAUGAUUCGUUCUCGUAAGUAGUAAUGGGUUUAACUUCCGAAAACAAAUUACAGUAAUAGCAGUAUUAAAAUAAAAAAGAAAACUGCUAUUUGUGGACUGAAUCCUGCUACAUUGAAUCCAAGGAGAUGGGAUGGACUGUAUACACACUUGUACGAUAAAUCCAAUUUAUUCAAUUGGUUAAAUGAAAGAAAUAACAAAAUUUAAGUAUACUCCGUAUAUAAUGAUACGUAAGUCAUACAGCAAUUUAUUAUAUUGUUUACAGACCAUACCACCUCCAGAACUCUGUUAUUCUACGAUUUUAUACACAAUCUGCUGCUGUAUUUACACGUGUUGACUUCAAGAUAGUACCUUGACGAUCAUGUUGACAAAGAACUAUCUUAAAGUACAGGUGCCUGAGCAAAAAUGAGUACUUUAGCGUUCAUAGUAUACAAUAAUACACUGUAAGCAUAGGUCCAUUUAAUUUUAUUAAUACAAUAACAAGCCCCGUUUGCAACAUGUUCAAAAAAUAUGAAAAUGGACUUACGUUGUGUACUUUGAGCUAGAGAUCACGGAACUCUUCUCUGCUCCAGUAUUUGACGUGAUUCUGAAAAUAAUUUACUGGUGCUAACGGGUCUUACAAUCAAUCAGGCUGAGCGCCCAGAUACCGUUACAUCCCUACAUUUGUUAGGUAAGCAUAAAAAGAAGAAUUUAAGAAUCUUAAUGAAUCUGGUAAUGAAACAUGUCAUACGAUUAAACGUAAACAAAAUCUUAGGCUAAGAAUUUGGUUUGUGUGUUCAUAAGUCUUGUUCAAACUACUUUUGUACAGGAUACCAUCGCAUCAUCACUUUCGACAUAACAGUAACCGAUACCACAGACUAUAUUUCUGCCCAUUCCAUCAGAAUUGAACUUUCAUUGUAUUUUUAAGUAAAUACAUUUUGGAAAACAA
This is a messenger RNA of Apis cerana (Asiatic honeybee), 3338 nucleotides long. Its product is annotated as acidic leucine-rich nuclear phosphoprotein 32 family member B. Lineage: Eukaryota; Metazoa; Arthropoda; Insecta; Hymenoptera; Apidae. The record is from RefSeq and is a predicted model, not a curated record.